Thermothielavioides terrestris NRRL 8126 is the source of this 1541-nucleotide messenger RNA. RefSeq lists its product as uncharacterized. The record is from RefSeq and is a predicted model, not a curated record. The transcript is spliced from 2 exons. NCBI's taxonomy places the organism in Eukaryota, Fungi, Ascomycota, Sordariomycetes, Sordariales, Chaetomiaceae. Bases 258 to 1271 code for a protein of 337 amino acids.
CAAUCUUGAGACACUGCAUGGGCUCCGAUGAUGCCUCAAGCGCCGGACAUAAUACGUCCGCCUGUUCUGGCACAAUGCAAGGAAUCAGCAUUCAGAUUCCUCGCCCAAGCGCGUCUCGAUGCAUAUAUCAAUGGCGCUGGUCGCACUUGCCACACUAACUCUCGCCGUAUUAUGUUUCCGUUCCUCUUCCAUCCCCCAGCCCCUAUUCCUCCACCCCACGCUCCACGAGCGAGACUCCGACCAGAUCCCCGCCCGACAUGUCUGCCCUUUCCGUCGCCCACGGUGCCGCCACCACCAUAUUCUCCAACCUCUUCGUCAAGCUGCCCGUCCCACGAGGAAACCCAGAACUGCCCAACCAGGUCAUGAUCGUGACGGGAUCCAACACCGGUCUCGGCCUGGAGACAAGCCGCCACCUGUUGCGCCUCGGCCUGGGCAAGCUCAUCAUGGCGGUGCGAAACCUGAGCAAAGGCCACGACGCCAAGCAAGACCUCCUCAAGUCCACCGGCCGGGACGACGCGUCGAUCGAGGUCUGGCCGCUGGACAUGGACAGCUACGAGUCUGUCAAGGCGUUCGCCCGCCGCGCCGCGCAGCUCCCGCGGCUCGACGGCGUGCUGGCCAACGCCGGCAUCAUGACGCGCAAGUUCAGCCUCAGCGAGGGCCACGAGAAGACGCCCAAUGUCAACGUCAUCAGCACCUUCCUGCUCUGCCUGCUGCUGCUGCCCAAGCUGCGCGAGUCGGCCCGACAGACCGGCCGCCCGGCCCGCUUCGUCAUCCCCAACAGCGCGCUGCACUACAUGGCGCCGCUGGCCGAGCUGGCGCCCGAGGGCCCCAUCAUUCCGCGCCUCGACGACCCGGCCAAGGCCGACAUGGCCGGCCGCUACCCGCUCAGCAAGUUGCUCGUGCUGUACGCGGUGCGCGAGCUGGCGGAGCGGUGCAAGGACAAGGACAAGGACAAGGGGCGUCUGAUCAUCAUCAACACGCCGAACCCGAGCUACUGCGUGAGCAACCUCGCGCGGGAGACCAGCGGCCUGGGCAGCCGGGCCGCCGAGAAGCUGCUCGCGCGCACGACCGAGGAGGGCAGUCGCACGCUGUACCACGCGCUGUGCGACGCGGGCGAGGAGAGCAACGGGCAGUAUCUGACCAACUGCCACGUCCAGACCCCCUCGCGCCAUGCUUUCAGGCAGUGCGCGCAGCCGCUCCAGGGGAGGUUCUUCGACGAGCUCCUAGCUACUCUUGAAAAGAUCCAGCCGGGUAUCUCAUCGAAUAUUUAGCCGUGGCGCACGGUGGUGAACCCGAGAUGUUUCCGUCUGCGUUUUGCUUUGUAAGGUAGUAUCUAUCUUGUCGGUCUGUAUUUGCCAACGGUGUCGGUGACCCUGGGACUAUGUACCCUAAAUAAUAGACGGUGUGAAGAUAGUCAGUGUGCGAUUCUGCUUCGGCUGCUCUCAGUUGGUUUGCUAGCCCUCAGAUAGUACAUCAUUGGAGACAGCCUGGCCAUCCUCCUGAUACUUCCGAGUACAGUUCGGCAGAGUGACGUCUCUCCC